Messenger RNA from Cylicostephanus goldi, 230 nucleotides. NCBI's taxonomy places the organism in Eukaryota, Metazoa, Nematoda, Chromadorea, Rhabditida, Strongylidae. The record is from the annotation of a GenBank genome assembly.
AUGGUUCUCUGGACGGCCAUCGCUUUGGCCGGUGUCGCUUACAUUGUGUACAAAUUGUUCUUUGCUGCAAAAAAUGGAAAACCGGAGAUUCUGAAGAAGGAAUGGAAGAAGGACACCGUUUACUUAUAUCAGUUUCCUCGUGCAAAGGCUCUGCCAAACCUGUCACCUUUCUGUUUGAAGAUCGAAACGUUUUUGAGGGCCAACAAAAUUCCUUAUGAAGUAAGUUAAUU